Messenger RNA from Xyrichtys novacula (pearly razorfish), 976 nucleotides. The record is from the annotation of a GenBank genome assembly. Lineage: Eukaryota; Metazoa; Chordata; Actinopteri; Labriformes; Labridae.
AUGUCUUGCUAUGAGUGCAAGAGGCAGCGGAACGCUACGCGGGGCAGCAUCCUCUUCAGCCUCCUCAACAGGGACCCCAACAGCCCCCAGGACCCGCAGAAAACUACCCCAAAAAGCCAGCUCUGCUCCUGUGCCACUAGGAAGAAACUGGUGGCGAUCCGGGCUCCUCAGCUGGUCUUCAAAGCGGCUUCAGGGGUGCUAGUGAAAACUUUCAGGUUCGUCAAACAUGUUCCGUGUUUUCGGGGUUUGCCGACGGGGGACCAGCUCCGGCUUGUGCGCAGCAGCUGGGCGCAGUUGCUGGUUUUGGGUAUGGUGCAGGACUGCGUGGACUUCGACACGGUGGAGACGCAGCAGCCGAGUCUGCUACACGAGAUUCUAACGCACAGCAAAAACAGACAGCAACACAGCCAGAUCGAGGUACGAGACCAGGGGGUGCCGGUGAGUGACGCGGAGGGGAUCAUGAUGUUCCUGGUGAAGUGCAGAGGAUUGCGGAUCAGCGCCAGAGAGUUCGCGUUCCUGAAGGGAGCGGUGCUGUUCAGCCUAGGUAAGAAACAGACCAACCUUACCCUGAACACCAGGAGGAGUUGGUCAUUUUGUGAAAUAAGCUCAAACUUAUUAGCCGCACGAGUUUGAGCUGCGUGGCGCAGAGAUUCACUGCGCAGCUUUCGUGCGUAAUUCCUGAAUCUUCCAAACUGGAUCACAUUUCACUCUGUUUACUCUCUGUCCUGCAGACGGAACAGAGCUGGAGUGUCGAGACUACAUCAGGGCGCUGCACAGAGAGGCCGAGCGCGCGCUUUACGAGCACGUGGGGGCUGUGUACCAGGCAAACAGAACGGUUCGGUUCAGCAGACUACGCGCAGUCCUGAGCGCGCUGCGGUCCGUGGAUCCCGACGCGGUGGCGGGACUUUUCUUCAGACCUGUGCUUGGAACGGGCAGCAUAGACGGACACGUGCUCUCUCUGUUUCACGAGCGGUAG